AUGGUUGAGACGGACCAUUCCAAAGUACAGCAUUUUAUCGGGGGGAACUCGAUCGAUACAGCUGCUCAUGACAAGGUUUAUGAGCACGUAAAAGCCCAGGGCGGACACACCGUGAUUACCAAGAUCCUCAUUGCCAACAAUGGUAUCGCUGCGGUUAAAGAAAUUCGUUCUGUACGCCAAUGGUGCUACGAGACGUUCGGAACGGAACGUGCAGUCGAGUUUACCGUAAUGGCAACUCCAGAAGAUCUCAAGGUCAAUGCGGAUUACAUUCGAAUGGCUGAUCGCUAUGUCGAAGUUCCUGGCGGAACCAACAAUAAUAACUAUGCAAAUGUCGAUCUUAUUGUAGAUGUAGCCGAACGUGCAGGUGUACACGCCGUAUGGGCUGGUUGGGGCCACGCAUCCGAGAAUCCUAGGUUACCAGAAUCUCUGGCUGCAUCACCGCACAAGAUUGUUUUUAUUGGUCCCCCGGGCUCCGCUAUGCGAUCCUUGGGCGACAAGAUUUCAUCCACCAUCGUGGCUCAGUCGGCGGAUGUGCCCACUAUGGCCUGGUCCGGCUCCGGGAUCACUGAUACAAGAGUCAACGAGUCCGGUUUCGUUGAGGUCCCAGAUGAAGUAUAUAAGGCAGCAUGCGUCACCAGCGUGGAAGAGGGUCUUGAUCGUGCCGAAAAAAUAGGCUGGCCAGUUAUGAUCAAGGCUAGCGAAGGUGGCGGCGGCAAGGGGAUCCGAAAAGUUGAUAGUGCUGGCGCAUUCAAAAACGCAUACAAUGCGGUUGCCGGAGAGGUUCCAGGAUCGCCGAUUUUUAUCAUGAAGCUUGCCGGCUCUGCCCGUCACCUCGAGGUACAGGUCCUUGCCGAUCAAUACGGGAACGCUAUAUCACUUUUUGGCCGCGAUUGCUCCGUGCAAAGGCGCCAUCAAAAGAUCAUUGAAGAGGCGCCCGUGUCCAUCACUAAACGGGAGCGAUUUGAGGACUUGGAACGCGCAGCUGUGCGACUGGCGAAACUUGUAGGAUAUGUUAGUGCGGGGACAGUUGAAUACUUGUACAGUCCCUCAGAAGACUUGUUUUACUUUUUGGAGCUUAACCCACGUCUCCAAGUCGAGCAUCCCACUACCGAAAUGGUCACAGGAGUAAAUCUCCCCGCUGCUCAGUUGCAGAUUGCCAUGGGUAUUCCUCUCCACCACAUUCGUGACAUUCGCCAAUUAUACGGGCUUGCACCUCAUGGCACCUCUGAGAUCGAUUUCGAUCUCGUUAAGCCAGAGUCCAACCAGCUCCAGCGCAAACCCCAACCCAAGGGCCAUGUCGUUGCAGUCCGAAUCACGGCUGAAAAUCCUGAUGCAGGAUUCAAACCUUCCAGUGGAACCUUGCAAGAGCUGAAUUUCAGAUCCAACACGAAUGUCUGGGGUUACUUCUCUGUCGGCUCAGCUGGUGGUUUGCACGAGUUUGCCGACUCUCAAUUUGGACAUAUCUUUGCAUACGGGGCGGACCGUGAAGAAAGCCGGAAAAAUAUGGUUGUCGCACUCAAGGAACUGAAUAUUCGAGGCGACUUCAGGACUACAGUUGAAUACUUGAUCAAACUUCUCCAGACACAAGCAUUCACCGAAAACACGUUCACAACCGGCUGGCUUGAUACGUUGAUUAGCAAUAACUUGACCGCUGAACGUCCUGACUCGACUUUGGCCGUUAUCUGUGGCGCCGUGAUGAAGGCACACGUGAUGAGCGAGGCUUGUUGGGCCGAAUACCGAGCAAUCCUCGACAAAGGUCAGGUUCCUGCGCGCGAUACUCUCAAGACUGUGUUCGGCGUUGAUUUUAUCUACGAAAAUACUCGCUACUCGUUCACUGCUGCUCGCUCUUCUCUCACCACUUGGACUCUCUACCUUAAUGGUGGCCGCACUAUGGUUGGAGCUCGCCCGCUCGCAGAUGGGGGUUUGCUUGUCCUGCUUGACGGGAAGAGCCAUUCGGUCUACUGGCGCGAGGAGGUCGGUGCCGUCAUGAAGAUGCUCAUGCAACUUAUCGCUUCGGAGGAUGGGACGGUAAUGUUUGUCAAGCAACCCGGAGUAAGCCUCGAGCCAGGUGACAUCAUUGGUAUCCUUACUCUUGAUGACCCUGCGCGAGUCAAGCAUGCGAAGCCGUUCGAUGGACUCCUGCCAGCGAUGGGCCCUCCUAACGUCAUCGGCAGCAAGCCUCAUCAGCGUCUUCAUGCUUCGAUCGAGGUCAUGCACAAUAUCCUUGACGGGUUCGAUAAUCAAGCCAUAAUGUCCAGCACUCUUAAAGAUCUUCUUAACGUGCUUCACGAUCCUGAACUACCAUUCUCCGAAUGCGCUGCAACUCUCGCCUCGCUCUCCGGUCGUCUUCCAUCGAAGCUUGAGGACGCUAUCCGGGCGGCGAUUGACACGGCCCACGCGAAGCCUGCCCCGCAAGAGUUCCCGGCCGCGAGGGUACGCAAACUUCUGGACAAUCAUCUUCAGGAAAAUGUCAGGGCCCAAGAUCGUCCCCUUAUCAGGGCCCAGUUUGGUGCUCUUUUUGAUAUCGUCGAUCGUUACCGAAAUGGGAUCAAGAUUCACGAAUGGUCAGUGAUCAUUGGCCUUCUCCAGCGCUACGAAUCAACCGAAAAGCUAUUCGGUGGAGGUCAAUUUGAAGAAAAGGUUCUCAAACUUCGGGACCAAUACAAGACAGAACUCGACAAGGUUGCUGCACUUGUGCUCAGCCAUUCCAAGGCGCAGAGCAAGAACAAGCUCGUUUCGGCACUUCUCGACGAAAUUCAACGCCAAGUUCCUGGUCCUUCUGUCGGCGGUAUCGACGAGAGCUUAAACACGGUACUUCGUAGCAUCGCCGCGCUGGAAAGUCGCUCUGCAACACAGGUCGCGCUCAAAGCACGCGAGGUACUUAUUCGAACCCAGCAGCCGUCGUAUGAGGAGCGUUCGUCUCAGAUGGAACAGAUUCUCACUCAAUCAGUCCGCACUGGCUACUACGGCGAACAAGGCGCGGGUCAUCGUCAACCUUCGGCCGAGAACUUGCGCGAAUUGACAGAUUCGAGGUUCAUUGUGUACGACGUCUUACCAACAUUCUUCACCCAUAAGGAUCGAUGGAUUUCUCUGGCCGCCAUGGAUGUAUACGUCCGUCGAGCUUACCGUGCAUAUAACCUCAUUUCCGUCGAUUAUGAGGAGGGCGAUGAUCUGGACGAUGGUGAUGCCCCUAAUAUCGUGUCUUGGAGGUUCAAGCUUGGACAGUCUAGUUCUCCUCCUUCUACCCCUCGUCUGAGCGAUGGUGUCGAUGCUCCAAAACGUUCUGGCUCAGUCAGCGAUCUAACUUAUAUUGUCGAUAGUCGUGAACCCAUUCGUACCGGUACCAUCGCUACAUUCCCCAAUUUCGAUGUGCUAUUGAACGGCUUCAAGAAGGUCGCAGAGCAACUCCCUCACUUUAACCCGGAUGAUUAUUCCCGUAGGCAUGGUCAAGGCGUCCAACCCCCUAAUGUUUUGUACUUUGCUUUGCGUGUCUUCGUCCCCUCCGACGAUAUGGAAGAUGCGGCAUGGCGAGAGAAGUUACUUGCGCUCGUCAACAACAAGAUCUCAAUCCUCAACGAACGCGGCAUCCGCCGUGUCACUUUCCUCAUAUGUCGACCCGCUCGGUAUCCCUGGUACUUUACCAUGCGUGACAUGGGUAACCAAUGGGGUGAAGAAGAGGCCAUUCGUAACAUUGAACCCGCACUUGCGUACCAGCUCGAGCUCAGUCGCCUUUCAAACUUCAAACUUACCCCAUGCUUCGUCGACAAUCAACAGAUCCACGUUUAUCAUGCCGUCGCCCGUGAAAACCAAUUUGACAGUCGCUUUUUCAUCCGCGCACUUGUUCGACCUGGCCGUCUACGCGGAAACAUGCGAAUGGCUGAUUACUUGUUAUCCGAAACUGACCGCCUUGUCGGCACCAUCCUUGACGCCCUCGAAGUCGUUGGUUCUCAGCACCGAAACACCGACUGCAACCACAUUGCACUCAACUUUGUAUACAAUCUAUCCGUUACUUAUGAGGAAGUUGUUGAGGCGAUUGCUGGCUUCAUUGAGCGCCACGGCAAGCGACUCUGGCGUCUCCACGUAACUGGGGCCGAGAUUCGCAUUGUACUUGAGGACGAAGAAGGAAAUAUUUCCCCCCUCCGAUGCGUCAUCGAGAACGUAUCCGGUUUUAUCGUGAACUAUUUUGCUUACCAGGAGAUUAUGACCGACAAGGGUACCAAGAUCCUCAAGACCAUUGGGACCGAGAAGGGGCCGCUCCACUUGCAGCCUGUCCAUUAUCUUUAUCCGACCAAGGAGUCACUGCAACCCAAGCGUUACCAGGCACACAUCAUUGGCACGACCUAUGUGUACGACUUCCCUGACCUUUUCAUGAAGGCCCUUCAUAACCUCUGGAUUGACGCGAAGAAUGGUAACCCGAACCUGGUUAUUCCCAAGAAAUUGCUCCAGUCCAGGGAACUUGUCCUGGACGAGAACGACGAGUUGCAAGAGGUUGACCGCGCUCCCGGGAAUAACACAUGCGGUAUGGUUGGUUGGGUAUUUACCGUAUAUACCCCCGAGUAUCCAAAGGGUCGCGAGCUGGUCGCUGUCGCCAACGAUAUCACGUAUAAGAUUGGCUCAUUUGGACCCCUUGAGGACCAAUUCUUCUAUCUAGUCACCGAGUACGCUCGUCAACGUGGUCUUCCUCGCAUCUAUUUAUCCGCCAACUCUGGAGCUCGUAUUGGCUUGGCCGAGGAAGCACUCAGUCUAUUCUCGUGUGCAUGGAACGACAAGGACCGCCCUGAACAGGGUGUCAGCUACCUAUACCUCACUCCCGAGAAUCACGCGAAGCUCAAUGAAAAAGGUGCUGGUAGCGUUUUGACCACUCAAAUUGAGGAUGAAGGCGAGACCCGCUUUAAGAUCACCGACGUAAUUGGUCUACAAGAUGGUUUGGGUGUUGAGUGCUUGAGGGGGUCUGGUCUCAUAGCAGGAGAAACUUCGAGGGCCUACGAUGAUAUUUUCACAAUCACUCUGGUUACUGCUCGAUCGGUUGGUAUCGGUGCCUAUCUCGUUCGUCUUGGUCAACGUGCCGUCCAGGUCGAGGGCCAGCCGAUUAUUCUCACCGGAGCUCCUGCACUCAAUAAGGUUUUGGGUCGGGAGGUGUACACCUCUAACCUACAGCUCGGUGGUACCCAGAUCAUGCACAAGAAUGGAGUCUCCCACUUGACUGCUGCAAGCGACCUAGAAGGUGCUACUCAUAUCUUGAGAUGGUUGUCCUUUAUCCCCGAACGUAAAGGCGCAAAACUACCAAUCACCACUGCUUCAGACCCUUGGGAUCGUGACAUUGAAUAUACGCCACCAAAGGGGCCAUACGACCCUCGCUGGUUCGUUGAAGGCAAGGUCGAUGAGGCUACUGGUGAAUUCCUGUCCGGAUUCUUCGACAAGAAGUCGUUCCAAGAGACACUCAGCGGCUGGGCUCAAACUGUGGUGGUUGGACGUGCUCGCCUAGCAGGCAUUCCAGUCGGUGUUAUAUCAGUCGAGACCCGCACGAUUGAACGAAUUAUUCCUGCCGACCCUGCGAAUCCGGCAUCAUUCGAGCAGCGUAUUAUGGAGGCUGGCCAAGUAUGGUAUCCCAACUCUGCCUACAAGACCGCACAAGCUAUCUUCGAUUUCAACCGCGAGGGUUUACCUCUUAUUGUAUUUGCCAAUUGGCGUGGCUUCUCCGGCGGCCAACAGGACAUGUACGAUGAGGUCCUCAAACAAGGGUCCAAGAUCGUUGAUGGCCUCUCGAGUUACAAGCAACCCAUUUUCGUGUACAUUGUGCCUAACGGUGAACUUCGUGGUGGUGCUUGGGUUGUUUUAGAUCCUUCUAUCAACUCGGAGCAAAUGGAAAUGUAUGCAGAUGUGGACGCACGCGCUGGGGUCUUAGAACCUGAGGGUAUCGUGGAGAUUAAGAUGCGCCGGGAAAGAUUGUUGGCGCUCAUGGAGCGUCUAGACGAUUCGUAUUCUCAGCUGAAGACCAAUAGCAAAGACAGCACGAAGACUGCAGAAGAGCGUGCCGAAGCCUCGCGCGCCCUUGCUGAACGCGAGACACUUCUCAUGCCAACCUACAAACAGAUUGCCUUGUUGUACGCUGAUCUCCAUGACCGGACUGGGCGAAUGGCCGCAAAGGGGUGCGCUCAGCCGGUAGUUUGGAAGGAUGCUCGUCGCCACUUCUAUUGGGCAUUGCGCGCACGUUUAGCGCGUAACGCUGCACUUGCUGUGAUUGCGGAAGCAAGCCCGGAAUCCCUUCCGACCCACCGAACUCGCCUACUGGAAUCUCUUGUGCCAUCCGACAUUGAUCACAAUGACAAGCGGAAGCUAGCCGAGGCACUCGAAGCAUUGGACCUGACUACCGCGCUCAGCUCGGUUCGCCAUGCGGAGAUUACUCAUAAGAUUGUUGAGCUCUCUCAGAACCACAGGAAGGCAACUUUAGAGGGAAUAUUGCGGGUAAUUGAUACGCUUACGGAUGAAGAAAAGGUGGCUAUUACCGGUGCUCUGCACACUAGCUCAGGUGGAGGUAAGCACGUCUUUUGA
This is a messenger RNA of Rhizoctonia solani, 6552 nucleotides long. Its product is annotated as acetyl-CoA carboxylase. Gene Ontology annotation, molecular function: acetyl-CoA carboxylase activity; ATP binding; metal ion binding. The transcript is spliced from 17 exons. The record is from RefSeq and is a predicted model, not a curated record. Gene Ontology annotation, biological process: fatty acid biosynthetic process. NCBI's taxonomy places the organism in Eukaryota, Fungi, Basidiomycota, Agaricomycetes, Cantharellales, Ceratobasidiaceae. Bases 1 to 6552 code for a protein of 2183 amino acids.